Molecule: messenger RNA, 502 nt
Organism: Armigeres subalbatus
Lineage: Eukaryota; Metazoa; Arthropoda; Insecta; Diptera; Culicidae
Exons: 2
Coding region: 11-502 (163 amino acids)
Source: RefSeq, a predicted model, not a curated record
AACGGUGACGAUGAAGUACCUGAUUUCGAUGUUGGGUCUCGGGCUGCUGCUCGUGUUUGUGACCAGUUUGGCGGAAAGCAGUUUGCGCAACAGUUUGGCGAAUUCUACCGAUUUCAUCGAUGGUGGUAACGGGCUGCAGAAGAAUGCAUCGUGUUUGAUGCUGUGCAACUACUGUGGCUGUGAUGGGAGCUUUGUGGGGGAUGAUUGUGUCUGUGAUUGCGGCAUCGACGGCGAGGAACAUGUACAAUGCUUGGAGAAGUUAGAGUCCAUGGAGCAGCAGGUUGAUUUUGAGACGAUUGAAGAUGAAAAAAGCUUUAUUGUGAAUGAGUUAGAAAUUCAAGGGCGGCGCAUUCGAAGACAGUCGGACGACAACUUGGAUCGGGUAGGACCUGGUCGGAAGCUAAUUCGCAAGAACAAGCGGAAGAAGGUCAACAACCGACGAGGACGAGGUCGAAGGUUUUUGCAGAUGUUAACCAGUGGACCGAAUAAAAAUAAGGAAUAA